AUGGACCAGAUGGAAGCUUUUCCACAGCCUGCAUUGACGCCACCAAUAGCUGCUGACUAUUGCUGUGGAAGAAAAUCAGCUCACCUGGCCACCAUUCAUUCUCAGGAAGACAAUGACUUCCUCAUGCUUUUAGGGAUAGCAAGAUCGACACGAUGGAUUGGUUAUCACUAUCAUAAAUCUGAAACUAGAUGGGUUGACAACUCUACAAUAGACUUCAUCAACUUUGGUUAUACCAAUACCAACCUCACAAAUGACUACUGUACUUACACAGACGAAGUCGGCUACUGGAGGCAAUCAGCUUGUUUAAACUUUGAAGUAAAGGAUGUCGCCUGUGAAAGAUCUGCAAGGUGUAAGCCUUUGCCUGUUGUGGUCAAUGGAAGCUACUCCUCUAGCCUGGUGGCAGACAUAGGCACCACAUAUGUUUACUCCUGUAACCCUGGCUAUAUACUGGCUGACUCUCACAGUGGAGCCGUCACCUGUCUGGAGGUGGGCAGGGAAUCACUUUGGACAGUGCCACCUAUAUGUACUAGUUUACUGGGGAGUAACUUUGAGGUAUAUAUUGGUCCUACACUGUAUGGGCUACAGCUCAACUCUGCGGUAAAGUCCUAUGAUGCCCUUUGUGCAGUGGAUUGCUACAACAAUGCAGACUGCUCAGUAUUUGUGUUCAAUCCAACUUCACUGGAAUGCAUAACCUGCUCAAACAAAUCAGAAUCUAGCCAGAGUGGACUGGUCAGUCUGCCAAGUUAUGAGAUUUGGACACGCAUUUAUAAUUAUUGUGGACCAGUUCCCCAUGUAGAACAUGCCUCCUACAAUGUGACAGGAACAGGACCGGGCAGUAAGGUUCAGUACCAAUGUCAAGGUCAUUACAGGAUAGACAGAAUGACACCUGGCACUCUCACCUGUAAUAACCAGGCAUUGUGGGACCAACAUCAACUUCCUGUCUGUGUCUCUCGAUUUGAAAGGACCAAGAUUUUCUCUUCUGGCUAUAGGAGUGGGAAAGCUGUGUACAAGCUUUACUCCAUUGUUGAAUGUGAGCUGGCUUGUAUGGAAGAGACCCAGUUUCGCUGUGUCAGAUGUUCAUACUAUCCAGGUGUCUGCUACCUAUUUGACAAACCUCACUUAGGUAACCGUGGAGACUACAUUAACCUAGAUCGUAAUGGCUUUGUUUCUUCAUCAGAAUCAUCUGAACUGAUUGAUGCUGACCUUGAGGAAUUUGACCUUUGGUAUCAUCAGACGGUUGAGAUUCAGGAUGGGGAGCUGCUACUGGCUACAGAUGGACAGUCAGCAGAAUUGUGUGCCCAGACAUGUAUCUACCAUAACUGUUCCUUCUUCUCGUACCAUUGGCUCAAUUUGACAUGUGCUGUGUUUGGAGGAGGUCCACCAGUAGUUACUCCAGUACCUUCGGAUUCAGAUAGCCAGUUGUACAUAAGAAGAUAUGGUUGUGCUGCUCCCCCGACUGUGGCCAGCGCUAGGGUGGAAAUGGUCCUACAGCAGGUUCAAGGUUCCUACAGUAUUGGAGACAGAGCACAGGUGGAGUGUCUCAUCAGUGGGGAAGAGAGAGUUAACAACCAUGACGGUGAAAUUGUAUGUCAGAAGACGGGGCAGUGGUCAAUCCCACCAGCUUGUAGAAAUCUUUGUCCAGAUGGUUGGUAUAUGAAGGAGUACAUAUGUUACAAGCUAUAUGAUGGUGUUGUGACAUUUUGGGAGGCGUAUGAUGCCUGUCACCUGGAGGAUGCAGGACUUGUCAAUAUUCAGACAGUAACAGAACUGGAGUCCUCCAUCGUUGAUGUUUGGAACUGGACAAAUGCUGUUCCUGCAUCGUACUGGCUGGGAGCCUACACAGAUGUGGGAACAUGGAAAUGGAGUGAGAGACUUGCUGGUGAUAUACUGAGUGUGUUACCUUCCCUUUCCACCCCCACUCACUCAGAUCGCCUGGGCGUGGCUGUAGACAUCCCUGGAGGUGCUGUUAAUGAAGUUCCCGUCACCGACGCAAAGCCUUUUAUCUGUGAAAAGGCUGCUGCAAAAUUGGUUUGCCCGACUGGAUGGGAGAAAUAUCAGAGUCACUGCCUGAAAGUGUUCUAUGAUAUGGCCAUGAACUAUACUGACGCCAUCAGCUCUUGUCAGACAGAGGGCGCCACUUUAGCCAGUGUGCCUGCAGUCUUCGCAGCUGAUGUUAUAGGGGAUUUAGUUACUGCUGCUGGUGAAAUUAAAGCCUACAUAGGGCUACACAAACCUAUCACUGGCAUGUACAAGUUUGAGGAUGGUACACAAUUGUUACACAAAUACUUGAUGACCCAAGAAAGUAGCAAUGAUCAUUUAUAUGAGAAGUGUGGCACACUAGAGCAGGACUAUUUAUUUGGAACAACUCCUUGUACAGAUCUGCUGGCUUAUGUGUGUCAAAAACCUCUAGAUGAGUUUGGAAUACCUACAGACUUUUCCAACUUGCCAUGUUCAACAGAUUAUUAUUGUAAUGAUACCAACCUUGUAUGUUCACAAUGGAAAGAUAAAUCUACCUUCCUACCUCCAAGAUGUGUAGGUAUUGACUGUCCCCAACCAUGGGUGUACAUCAAUGGCCGAUGUUAUCUGUAUAGCCAUGAAUUACUCACUUUUGAGGAUGCCUUUGUCAGUUGUGUGGAGGCUGACAGUGAAGUGUUUGUACCAAACACUGUAAAGGAGAACUACGACAUUUUCUUCUGGUUACGAUCACUUCAAAAUCACCCAACUACUGUUCACAUUGGUAUAGAGAAGUUGAUGGGUCCAACACAUAUAUCUAUGGAUACGAGAAAAACACCAAGCUUUAUACGUUCUGUGACAAGCAGCACAAGUUAUUGCCUAGGAGUGAGUAACACUGAUCAAGGGACAUGGAAGGGUGUGGCUGGAGAUGUCACUAUCGGGAAAGUGUGUGAGAGGGGUCCAAAACCAAAACAGCCAUAUGAUUAUCUGUACGAGGGAUGUUACACAGAGGUGGUCAGUGAGGAACAUCGCGACUUGUCUGAGAGAACACUGUUGGACACUGCCAUGACAGUUGACUUGUGUGCCACUCAUUGUAAAGGCCAUGGAUUCAAGUACUGUGGCAUAGAGGCUGGAAAUACCUGUAGGUGUGGCAACACCAGGGGGCGCCAUGGAAGAUUAGCAACUACUUCCUGUUCUAGUCCUUGUCCUGGUAACAAUACUCAGAUCUGUGGUGGAAAUAAUGUUAUAGCAGUGUACAGAGUAACAGGUAAUUAG
This is a messenger RNA of Pecten maximus, 3228 nucleotides long. RefSeq lists its product as uncharacterized. The transcript is spliced from 18 exons. Bases 1 to 3228 code for a protein of 1075 amino acids. Lineage: Eukaryota; Metazoa; Mollusca; Bivalvia; Pectinida; Pectinidae. The record is from RefSeq and is a predicted model, not a curated record.